GCUGCGUGUGUCCUCUGCAGAGUGCGGAGCGAUGGGGCUGGGGCAGAAUGGCGCCGUGCGGGUUGAAUGGAUCGCUGCAGUCUCCUUAGCUGCUGGAGCAGCUGCUGUUGGGUAUCUAGCUUACAAAAAAUUUCUCUCUAAAGACAAAUGCUGCAAGGCAAUGGUGAAUCUCCAUAUCCAGAAGGAUAACCCCAAGGUAGUCCAUGCAUUUGAUAUGGAAGACCUGGGAGAUAAGGCUGUGUACUGUCGUUGUUGGAGAUCUAAGAAGUUCCCGCUGUGUGAUGGCUCUCACACACAGCACAACGACGAAACUGGCGACAACGUUGGGCCUCUGAUCAUCAAGAGAAAGGAGGCGUAGAGUGGACAGUAGAAGUUGCAAAAUGAAUGUCUGACAAAUCCUCUGCUCGCUUGUAAUUGGGGGAAAAACCACAAAUUCAUUGUCGUGUCACUGAAGAAUUUCUGGUGUAGUUUGUACAUCAGGCAUGUUUAUUUUUUCUGGGGCUUGUCUCGUUUUAAUCACUACAGUGCAUAAUUUACUAAAUAGUCAUAGUUUGAAUUUUUUGUCCUGUAAUGUGUGUGUACCCUGUCACUGAGUAUGAAGCUAAACUGACGCACAGAAUGUAUGAGGCCGUUCAGCAGAAGUCAUAUUCAGAAAGUAGAUCUUAAUGUUUUGGGAAGGUUUGAAAGUUACAUGUCUGGAUAGAGUUCUGCUUCGAAAGCAGUGGCAAGAAAGAAAUCGCGGUGUCAAAAUGCAGCUUAACUUGUAAUUAUGUUGCAUUUUCUACAGAUGUCAGGUUUGGCCUAUUACACUACUGUUUUGUGUGGACUCUGUAAAAGAACGUGUUUAAAGUUGCUAAUCAUGAACAGACAGUGUAAAAUGCUUACAGCACGAUGGGGCUAAAGGGCAACUUUGCCUUUGGUUUUACAGCAGUGUUGAAACUUGACCCUACUACCGUGUGGUAUCAUGAAUGUACUACCAGAACUGCAGACCUGUAUUGAGAGCAGGAUUGAGAAGAUCAUCUCUGUGAGAGCUUUUUCAAUAAACAAGUGGACGGAUAUGAAGUGCUCAGAGUGGUGGGUGAGGGGUUGCAGGGUUGUUUUUACUGCUAGAAAACCUUCGUUUCCUUUGCAGUCUCUGACAGUGGAGCUAACUUCCUUAGACUACAGGACAGGGAGGCUAUGCUGAUUUAUUCCUAAAUGAGCUAGAAGAAAAAGUGAAACCCCACCCACUUGUUCAUUGCUCUGGCUGGUUCCAGAAGAUGCUUCCUGGUGUUGCAAAGGGAGCAGGCACACCUUUCCUUAUUAAGUGGCCUUAGGCUCUACGUGUCUUAAAUAGCUCCUGCCUUCCUGGGCUCACUGCUAAUGUGGAUCAGCUAAUUCUACUCAAAGAACAAACUUGGACAGGCUUUGGUGACAGGUAGAAACAUGGGGAAAAGGAAGGAUGAGACAAGGAGGAUUCACAUCUUCCUUUUGUAUGGCACUUGUAUACCUUAUCUAACACAGUUGUGUUAAUGGCCACAAGUCUCGUUAAUUACCGUAUGAUUUAUCAAUGUAUAAAUGACUACCAAGCAAAACCCAAAGAGUGUGAUGGCGGAGGGCAGUUUUGUAUUAAACCUGGUCCACUACCAUAAUUGCAGCUUGUGUAAGAUUGAGCUCUUAUUGUCAAGAGUGAGAAAGGCUACCUCAAAACUAGAGAAAAUGUCUUAUCGAGAAGUUGAAAUCUUAACCGUAAGGAUUUUUGCAGAUAACUGGGGCAGUAGGAAUUGUAUUUCUGUUAACCAGUUGUUGCAAACAUAAACUUCAGAUUUAAAAAAAUAUAUAUAUUUGCUUCUCCUCAGUGUGAGAAUUUCUAAGGCUGAGGUCUUAGCUGAGCACUUGGAACUUCGGCUGAAGGCACAGAAAGCAGAGUAGGUAGGCAACACAGACCUAGAAGAAGGAGGGUUUGCAGGUAGAGUACUCGAGUGGGGUCAGUUGCUGUCUGUGAGAGACUUCUACUUGUAAGACAUUGCAGUGGAAUAUAUUUAGUCUCAUCUUUCUCUUCCUGUCUGGACUGUAAGGGUACUGUUGUUUUUUUUUUUUUUAACUUGCCCAAGUACUGAUGCAUAUGGAAAAUUGUUUUAAUCUUAAAUUAUCAAAUAUAUUUGUUUUAUCCAAAACCAAGUUCUCUCCGUAUUCCUAGAAUGUGGCACUGGAUAUUUGUGUUUAUUUCAUUUACAUGCAUUUGAGCUCAUAUUGAUCUCAAGGUUGUAAUGUUUGAGUUCGCAUAGCUGUGCUGUUUGUUCCGAGGAAGAAUUGCUCUGUGAGUAGUGCUGUAAUCCAGUGCUGCUGUAACCAUAAACUUGUGUCUGGGUUGGUUUUCCCUUCAGAGACUUCCUGUUAGCAGCAAGGUUUGGCUGCUUUGUAAGGAAUGGAAGUUCACUGAAAACUGCAUUUGUGUUUUAAGAGGUGAAGUCCUGAAAUGUCUAAUGGAUCUUCUGAGUCAUAAGACUGUUUCCUGCACCUUGACAGGAAAACACAUUGUGGUGCUUGAGCAUCAGGGAAGAGGGCUCUGUGAGAAGCUCUUCUUCCUGGGAGAAGAUGCAGGAGCAGAAGCUUUGCUGAUUUACAUCCUGGUGGGUUUGUUUUGGAUAAGUGUCGCACUGAAAAAUGUUGACAUCAAGUUUAUAUGGUUUAUUUCAAUGCACAGAGUUUAGUGUACUGUACCUAAAAGUUCUGCUACUUGUAUACGUGAGCUGUUAGUACACAAUAAUGAGAAGAGAUGCCUGAAUUUGAGUAAAUAAAAUUGCCAGUGGUCUUGAAGAGCACCACAAAGUACUACUUAUUUUUUUGCCUUUAUAGCAGAGUAGGUUAUAAUCUCAUGAUAGUCAGAGUGUUUGGCUGAUACACUCUUCUCUGAGAUCUGUUGAGUGUUUUCCUCAAAAA
Molecule: messenger RNA, 2922 nt
Organism: Gallus gallus (chicken)
Lineage: Eukaryota; Metazoa; Chordata; Aves; Galliformes; Phasianidae
Gene: CISD1
Product: CDGSH iron sulfur domain 1
Exons: 3
Coding region: 32-358 (108 amino acids)
Biological process (GO): regulation of autophagy
Cellular component (GO): intracellular membrane-bounded organelle; mitochondrial outer membrane
Molecular function (GO): 2 iron, 2 sulfur cluster binding
Source: RefSeq, marked validated